This is a messenger RNA of Paraglomus occultum, 1041 nucleotides long. Lineage: Eukaryota; Fungi; Glomeromycota; Glomeromycetes; Paraglomerales; Paraglomeraceae. The record is from the annotation of a GenBank genome assembly.
AUGGGAAAUAACGUUAGCUCAACGAUUUCAGCAAAAGCGCGAAGGAGAAGAUUCAAGUUGUCCAGCAGGUCAAGCGCAGCAUCCUUAUCAACUACAACAUCCUUAUCAACCACAUUAUCUUCGGAUACGAAAACAAGUUCGGGGAAAGGUUCAGUCACAUCUGACGGAUACAACGAUGGAAUCUCCAAAGUGCUCGAUGCAGACAAUGAGAAAUUGUUGGACUAUUUUCAUAUAAUGCAUUAUAUGCUUAAAAAUUCAUGGAAUGUCAGUAAGAGAGGGGGAAGCGAAGAAAGAACAGAUGGAAAUUUUUCCGCACCGCUACAGGAAGAGUUGAAAUCGGGAAUAACUGUUUUAGAUGUUGGCUGUGGGCCAGGAACAUGGAUACUCGAUAUGGCUAGCACAUUCAUGAGAUCAAAUUUUAUCGGAAUCGACAUAUCACCAGCUUAUCCCACACAAAUCAAACCGGCAAACACGGAAUUUUUAACAUGCGACGUGCUCGAGGGACUCCCGUUCGAAGACGACUUUUUUGAUUUUGUCUAUCUAAGAUUUUUGAAUAAAGCAUUUACCAGAGAGGAAUGGGACACUACGUUGCUAAACGAGUUGUUGAGGGUAACAAAACCCGGUGGAUGGAUUGAAACAAUGGAACAGGGAGUAGAGGUAAUAGAUCCAACACCUACUCUGGCCAUCACGUGGAAAGCAGGCAGGCAAUUACUAGAAGAUAGAGGCGUGUUUGUUGGUCUCGCCUAUGAAUUAGAACACUUGUUAAAUGCUCAUCCACAAACUUCAAAAGCCGUAAUGGAGGAAAUAGAACAUAAGGUUGGCCCAUGGGGAGGCAAAGACGGAGAAAUCUGGGCUAGUCAUCUGAUUCAGUCAUUAGAAGCUGCAAGCCCAUCGAUAAUAGACCAUUUAAAAUGGACGUCAGAAGAAUAUCAAGUGUUCUGGAAAGAUUACGUAAAGCAAUUAAAUGAUCCCAAGUGUAGAACCAAAACUACUACUUAUAGAGUUUUCUGUCAAAAGCGUAAUUAUGAUGAAAAGGCAUAG